CUACUCGCUGUGGACAACCCACGUAUAGAAACGGCUACGUAAUCCAUGCGAGGGAGCGUGUUGUGUGUGCGUGAGGGAGAGUGAUCAAUCGCUCCUUCUCCGUCUCUGUGGCGUGGGAGGCGUCUGUCAAACGGACCCGUGGAGAGUCCUUUCUGUCCGUCCGAGUGGAGGACACUACACACCGUCGUCUGUUCAGAGCAGCUGAAGUUUGGAGUCUGUAAAGCCGGUGUUGCUCUUUGGGGGAUACGCCGCUGCCACCCGGGAAGACCCAUCACAUUGUGUGCUGAAAGGAAGUUGAAGCAAACAGGUGGGAUUUGCUCCAAAGCUGCUCGCAUUGGGCAGCACAGAUAUUCCAGCCUACAAUAAACCAGUCAGAGGAAGAAAAAGAAAAGAAGAACAGAAAAGCAAAAACGCGGGGCGGUGGCAUCAUUUCUGUGUUUUAACAGCGACUAAUUCAAUUCCUCCGUCUGACUGGACCUGCUUUGCAGCUGGGUGCGAAUAAUCUGGGAGCCGAACCGAGCCGCCAUGGACGCGUUGAUGAAGGGUUUCUCCAAAGCCAAGGAUGGGGUCGUGGCAGCGGCGGAGAAAACCAAGCAGGGAGUGACUGGAGCGGCUGAGAUGACGAAGGAUGGGGUUAUGUAUGUUGGUACUAAAACAAAGGAUGGAGUCUCCACAGUCGCUGAAAAAACGGUGUCUGGAGUGUCUCAUAUGGGCGGAGCUGUGGUUACCGGGGUUACGGCUGUGGCCCAGAAAACUGUGGAAGGAGCGGGCAACAUCGCCGCUGCCACUGGAUUGGUCAAGAAGGAUCCAGCCAAACAAGGUGAGGAUGUCUCAGCAGCACCAGAUGCAGUGGAAUCACCGAUCGAUACCGACUCCACUGAACCUACAGAGGAGGACUCAGACGACUGAGCGGCUCGACGGCUUCACAGUCGAAGCAAAAUGACCCAAACAUUCCAUGUCGCUCUGCCAAGUCCCGUCGUGCCUCGUCUCUGGUCCGUCAUGGAGUCUGUGCUUGGCGUCUGUGCGUUUCUGUGCGUGCCGUUCUGUGUGUCUUUGCAGUAAAUAUCUUGUAGGGAGACAGAGUGAUGUCGUGCGAGUGUGUUGGCACGUCCUGCGUCCCGGGCGGCGGCUCAGGUGUGUGUGUGUUCUGUGACCAGCUGUCGUUUACAGUGACUCCCUCCCACUGAGAAGGCCACCUGAUCUGAGUGCGUGUGUGUGUGGGUGGGUGUGUGUGUGUGUCUGUCCGCUGUCAGCUGGUUGGCUGCGUCCGUAACACAAACAUGGAAGAAUACCACAAUCUACAAACACCUAAGUGUCUCUAUAUAAAGGAACAAUCCACACAGAUCUGUUUGAGAUGAAUGCAUAAUGAUAUUCUCUCUUUUGUUGUGUAUUUUGUCAUUGUUUUUUGCAAUGAGUACUAUGAAGUACUGGGCUGCUUGUGCAUUCAUGUUGUAUUUUAUAGCAUGUAAAAGUAAUAUUCAGCUUCACUGCUGUAUCAUGAAUUUAUUUGGAUUCAAACAUUGAAUAAAAUAUGUAAAGUGUG
Molecule: messenger RNA, 1543 nt
Organism: Gambusia affinis (western mosquitofish)
Lineage: Eukaryota; Metazoa; Chordata; Actinopteri; Cyprinodontiformes; Poeciliidae
Product: alpha-synuclein-like
Exons: 6
Coding region: 526-909 (127 amino acids)
Biological process (GO): synapse organization; chemical synaptic transmission; synaptic vesicle endocytosis
Cellular component (GO): neuronal cell body; axon terminus; cytoplasm
Molecular function (GO): cuprous ion binding
Source: RefSeq, a predicted model, not a curated record